ACAAAUAAAAUAACAAAACGCGUCGUUUUAUCACCCACCAAACUAAACACCUUUCCUAUAAAUUCUACUUGUUUCUUGACCUUCUUAAACCCUUACCUUUUUGCUCGACUGCAAAACCCUAGCCCCUCUUUCUCUCUCCUCCCUUCAGCCACCAUGACUUUGGAAGCAGUAAACCCUAAAGCCUACCCUUUGGCAGAUUCCCAGUUGACAAUAACAAUUAUGGACCUUGUUCAACAAGCUGCCAAUUACAAGCAACUCAAAAAGGGUGCUAAUGAAGCAACAAAAACCUUGAAUAGGGGUAUUGCUGAGUUUGUAGUCAUGGCGGCUGAUACUGAGCCUUUGGAGAUUCUUCUCCACCUUCCAUUGUUGGCUGAAGACAAGAAUGUUCCAUACGUGUUCGUGCCCUCAAAACAAGCCCUUGGCCGUGCUUGUGGAGUUACAAGACCAGUAAUUGCUUGUUCAGUGACCUCCAAUGAGGGAAGCCAAUUGAAAUCACAAAUCCAACAACUCAAGGACGCAAUCGAGAAGCUUUUGAUUUGAGAAAUAGUCGACAGAUGCCUGUUCGGAGUGAUAGGCCUCUUGGAUUGUAAACGUCUGCUCCUUGGAGGCUUUGACUGAUGAAGUUGUUGUGCCACUAGGGAAUAGUCUUUUUUUUUUUUUUACCUUCUUUUUUGGUAAUUUGAGUAAUGGAUUAGUGUUUUUGAGAGUGGAAUCUGAGGAAAACUAUGAAAUGUGAUGUUGAGCUAAAUUUUACAGUCUACUGUUGGUAAUCUAUAAAGACUUUGUGACUUUACUUACUGGUUUUUCUUCCCCUUUCUGUUGGGUCACAGUUACAAUUAAUUUGUAUUCUAGAACAACGUUAAAUUGAAUCAAGGUCUUGUUAAACUUAUUUCAUUGUUUAAUUGGAGGUAUUAGGUCUUAUUUAUCUUA
Messenger RNA from Beta vulgaris subsp. vulgaris (sugar beet), 930 nucleotides. RefSeq lists its product as uncharacterized. Gene Ontology annotation, biological process: maturation of SSU-rRNA; mRNA splicing, via spliceosome; ribosome biogenesis. The record is from RefSeq and is a predicted model, not a curated record. NCBI's taxonomy places the organism in Eukaryota, Viridiplantae, Streptophyta, Magnoliopsida, Caryophyllales, Amaranthaceae. Gene Ontology annotation, molecular function: RNA binding. Bases 154 to 540 code for a protein of 128 amino acids. Gene Ontology annotation, cellular component: nucleolus; box C/D methylation guide snoRNP complex; U4/U6 x U5 tri-snRNP complex. The transcript is spliced from 5 exons.